CGCACCUUCCAGACCCUUCCUUUCCCCUUUCUCGAGCCCUCGCUCGUCCCCUUUCCUCCCCCUUCUUCCCCCUUUUCCCCUCGACUUCGAGGGUUUUUCUUUUCUUUUUCUUUUUUUUCUCUUUUUUUUUCUUUGUAAGCCCUAACCUUCGCCCCUUGGAUUCGAUCGGAUUCGAGCCGUUGCCGUCCUCCGGAAGAACCCUAGGGCGAGGAAAAAUGCAGCCGCAAAGGCUCAAGCAGCAGCAGGCCUUGAUGCAGCAAGCUCUUCUCCAGCAGCAGCAGCAGCAGCAGUCCCUUUAUCACCACCCGGGCCUCUUGGCUGCCCCUCAGAUAGAGCCAAUCCUAAGUGGAAAUCUGCCUCCUGGAUUUGAUCCAAGUACAUGCCGCAGUGUGUAUGUUGGCAAUAUUCACCUUCAAGUCACCGAAGCACUUCUCCAAGAGGUUUUCCAGAGCACUGGUCCGGUUGAAGGAUGCAAGCUCAUUAGGAAAGAAAAGUCAUCCUUUGGCUUUGUUGACUACUAUGACCGACGAUCUGCUGCACUUGCAAUUGUAACACUCAAUGGGAGGCAGCUGUUUGGGCAACCUAUUAAAGUUAAUUGGGCAUAUGCCAGUGGUCAAAGAGAGGACACAUCAGGGCAUUAUAACAUCUUUGUUGGUGACCUUAGCCCUGAAGUCACAGAUUCAACCCUAUUUGCAUGCUUCUCUGUAUAUCCCAGCUGCUCAGAUGCUAGGGUUAUGUGGGACCAAAAGACUGGCCGCUCAAGAGGGUUUGGUUUUGUUUCUUUCCGAAAUCAACAGGAUGCACAAAGUGCCAUAAAUGAUUUAACUGGUAAGUGGCUUGGCAGUCGGCAGAUCCGUUGCAACUGGGCUACAAAGGGAGCUAAUUCUAAUGAGGACAAACAAAAUUUGGAUUCUAAGAGUGUGGUGGAACUAACAAAUGGAUCAGGGGAAGAUGGUCAAGAGAAUACAUAUGAGGAUGGUCCAGAGAAUAACCCACAAUACACAACUGUCUAUGUGGGCAACCUUGCACAUGAGGUUUCACAACUUGAUCUCCACCGCCUUUUCCAUGCCCUUGAUGCUGGAGUGAUUGAAGAGGUUCGAAUACAACGGGAUAAAGGUUUUGGUUUUGUGAGAUACAGUAACCAUGCGGAAGCUGCCCUGGCUAUUCAGAUGGGAAAUGGACGAAUUCUUGCUGGAAAGCCAAUCAAGCCGUUUUUGGUUCCUUUUGGAGGUCAGGAAGCACUUGCCGUUCUAAGACUGGUUGAUACAUGCCCGAUUCAUGAUAAUAGUGUUCAUGGGGCAGCAAACCCACUCCACCCGGGACGGUCUCAAAUCCGUUGCCCCCUCCUGCAGCAGCUCCCUUCCCUGGAAUCUCAGCAACCGACCUCUUGGUCUAUGAGCGUUCCCUGGCAUUGAGUAAGAUGGGUUCCAGCCAGGCAUUGAUGCAUGCCCAGGGUCAGCAUGCCCUGAAGCAAGCUGCAAUGGGAAUGGGUGCUGGAGCUAGCCAGGCGAUCUAUGAUGGCGGGUUCCAGAACGUUAGUGCAGCACAACAGCUCAUGUAUUACUAGUUAUCGUUCGAUUCUCCCCACUAGGCUUAUGUUGCCCCUGGGUAUCUUCAAGUUACUUUGUUUUUUUUUGCUUGUCUGCUGCUUUCUACUUUCUUCCAUACCUUAAAAUCUUCUAUUAUGUCUUUAUUUGGUUGUGCUGUUCCCCCUGCAUGCUUUUGUGAUUGUACGGAUAUAUUUUAAUGUAGACAUAUAUGUGGAGUGCUUGUAGGGAUGAUAAAAAUUAAUCGGGGAACUCUUGUUUUAUCAUUUCUCCUUUGCUUAUUUGGUUUUUGUUUCUUGAACCCUGAGGGGUUCAAUGUCCUUGUCUUUUAGUUUGCUGGUACAAGAUUACCUUUUU
Elaeis guineensis (African oil palm) is the source of this 1904-nucleotide messenger RNA. Its product is annotated as oligouridylate-binding protein 1B. Gene Ontology annotation, molecular function: mRNA binding. The record is from RefSeq and is a predicted model, not a curated record. Lineage: Eukaryota; Viridiplantae; Streptophyta; Magnoliopsida; Arecales; Arecaceae. Gene Ontology annotation, cellular component: cytosol.